Gymnogyps californianus (California condor) is the source of this 5713-nucleotide messenger RNA. It is a transcript of the gene RALGPS1, whose product is annotated as Ral GEF with PH domain and SH3 binding motif 1. The transcript has 21 exons. Gene Ontology annotation, cellular component: plasma membrane. Gene Ontology annotation, biological process: Ras protein signal transduction; positive regulation of GTPase activity. Gene Ontology annotation, molecular function: guanyl-nucleotide exchange factor activity. Bases 246 to 1994 code for a protein of 582 amino acids. The record is from RefSeq and is a predicted model, not a curated record. Lineage: Eukaryota; Metazoa; Chordata; Aves; Accipitriformes; Cathartidae.
UCCCCGCGCCGAGCGGGCUCGUGGGCGACGCUGGGGGCAGCCGUCCCCGGACAGGAAUGUCAUGCUUUUAAACAAGAGAUAAAUGUGCGGAAUAGCCAGAGGUAGACCCAACAACGGACUGAUGGAGGUGUGCGGCAAAAUGGGUUGAGUGAGUGCAGAACUACCUUAUUCCACUGAAUCCUGUUUUCAUCAUGUUAUCUCACCGCUGCUGGCUGAGCUGAAACUUCCUGUGUCUUGGGGAGAGCAUGUAUAAAAGGAAUGACCUCAUGGCCAAUGUGAUGGUCACCUCCGCCACUCCAGAGGGUAGUAGCAGCUCAGAUUCUCUGGAAGGGCGAAGUUCAGAUUAUGCCAAUAAAAGCUACGAUGCAGUUGUAUUUGAUGUGUUGAAAGUAACUCCUGAGGAGUUUGCUAGCCAGAUUACAUUGAUGGAUAUGCCAGUAUUUAAAGCUAUACAGCCUGAGGAACUAGCCAGCUGCGGAUGGAAUAAGAAAGAAAAACAUAUCCUCGCUCCAAAUAUUGUUGCCUUUACUAGGAGGUUUAACCAGGUCAGUUUUUGGGUUGUACGAGAAAUAUUAACAGCACAGACCUUAAAAAUAAGGGCAGAAAUAUUGAGCCAUUUUGUGAAAAUAGCUAAAAAGCUUCUAGAGCUGAAUAACCUUCAUUCUCUUAUGUCCGUGGUGUCAGCGCUGCAAAGUGCGCCUAUCUUCAGACUGACCAAAACCUGGGCUCUUUUGAAUCGCAAAGACAAGACCACCUUUGAGAAGUUAGACUAUUUACUGUCUAAGGAAGAUAAUUAUAAAAGGACACGAGAGUACAUCAGAAGCUUAAAAAUGGUUCCUACUAUUCCCUAUUUAGGAAUUUAUCUCUUGGAUUUAAUCUACAUUGAUUCUGCAUAUCCCGCUUCAGGCAGCAUUAUGGAGAAUGAACAAAGAUCCAAUCAAAUGAACAAUAUUCUCCGAAUAAUAGCUGAUCUGCAAGUCUCCUGUAACUAUGAUCAUCUUACAACACUGCCCCAUGUGCAAAAGUAUUUGAAGUCUGUCCGUUACAUUGAAGAACUUCAGAAAUUUGUAGAAGAUGACAAUUAUAAAUUAUCGUUAAGAAUUGAGCCAGGUAACAGCUCUCCUCGACUGGUUUCCUCCAAAGAAGAUCUUGCAGGUCCAUCUGACAUGUCGGCAAUUAUGAAAUUCAGCAGGAGACCCACAUGUCCUGAUGCAUCAGUAGCAGCAAGUCUACCUACACCUCCUGUACCAAGGCACAGGAAGAGUCACAGCCUGGGAAACAACAUGAUGUGUCAGUUCAGCGUAGUGGAGAGCAAAAGCGCCACCUUCCCGACGGAGAAGCCGCGCCACCUCCUGGAUGACAGCGUCCUGGAGUCGCACAGCCCGGCCCGCGGCCACGCGCUGAGCUCGCUUUUCACCAACGGCCUUUCCAUAGAUAGCAGUGAAAGCUCAGAAUUUAGUGAAGAGCUGCCGUCAGGGCUUGAAAGGGGUCGUUUAUAUGCCACGCUGGGGCCUAACUGGAGGGUACCGAUCCGGAAUUCUCCUAGGAGUCGAAGCUGUGUCUACAGCCCAACAGGGGCCUGCAGCUGCACAUUAGGUAGUUCCACAGGAGUCAUUACCAUGGAAGGGCCAUUAAGAAGAAAAACGUUGCUCAAAGAAGGCAAGAAACCUACUCUCUCCUCAUGGACUAGAUACUGGGUUAUGCUUUCAGGAUCAACUCUCCUGUACUUUGGAGCAAAAUCUUUAAGAGGCACUGAAAGAAAACAUUAUAAAUCUACACCUGGUAAAAAAGUCUCCAUUGUGGGCUGGAUGGUGGCACUGCCUGACGACCCUGAGCAUCCUGAUAUUUUCCAGCUAAAUAACCCUGACAAAGGCAAUGUUUACAAGUUCCAGACUGGUUCAAGGUUUCAUGCAAUAUUAUGGCAUAAGCAUUUGGAUGAUGCAUGCAAAAGCAACAGGCCUCAGGUACCUGCUAAUCUAAUGUCAUUCGAAUAAUUUGCUCUCCUACCUGGUGCGACUUUAAGUGCCAAACUGAAGAAACAAGCUAUUGCUCUCUGAGGAGGAAGAGGAGAAUGGUUUUCCUGACAUGAGCCAGCCACAAAUAUUUCAGCACUUUCCUAUGUAACUUGAAAGUGAUUCUGACACAGCUUUUAAAAGCAGAAAGUGAAUGUUGUCCUUAGGACCAGAUAGAGUCUCAUGCACUGAGUGAAAGCAGACAAGUUAGAUGGACAGAAGAUUAAUCCUGACUCCUGCAGGAUUCUAGAGCCCUCAACUUUUUGUGGUCAGAGACUGCCGUGAACUGAUGUUUGACCACAAACUGAGCAUCAUAUCUUCUGCCUAUUCUUUUUUAAACGGUUCUUUUUAUUGUUAAGCUGCUUUGUGUGACUGAAGAAUAUUUGGCCCAUGUUGGGUUUCAGUUCUUUCUAAUGCACAGAAUGAUUGACAGUGUUAACUUGCUGCAAAGUGUCAAUUAGAAUAGCAAAUUGUGGAACAACAUUUUUAUAAUCUAAGUGCACUGAGUUGCUUGGCAAUGUGGCUGCCUCAGAUUUUGUAUCAAAUCUCUGGACAAUUCUGCUGUUCACAUUUGAGCUAUUUGGGAAAAAUGUAUUUUGGCACAGGACAGUUGGUUUUCUUUUCGUUCAGUUAUGUUACUCAGGAAUGCCCUGACAAUGGAUUUAAGGCUGUUUAAAUUUAUGUUGUGCUAAAGGUCGUCUUUCAUUUUCUUAUUUGUGGCGUAGUUGCUUACAAGUUUGGUUUUUUUCUUCAGGCUGAAUGUUGUUCAUCUUAAAUGCCUUGGUACAGCGAAGCAGGUAAUCACGUGUUAUGUAUCACAUGGCCCUGGCUCCUCAGAAUGAUUCCGUGUCAUUGUUUGUGUUCUGUCCUUCUGUGGAUGACUCAGCUCUGCUCAAUUCCAGUACGUGAUGCACCUUUAUGACGUGCAGUACUGGAACAUGGUACUGCUAUCAUGAAAUCAUGAUAGCAUUGAAAGCUAGGGAAGACUGACUGACAGUGGAGCAAGUACAAAGAAGCCUCCACACCAGUGUCCAGAUAACAAAAGAAAAAUGAAUGUAACUGAGCCUUCUCCUCUGAAAGGACUCUCUCUACAUCCACAGCGGUAUCCCUGCUAUGCCCUAGCACUCCUGUGGUCAGAGGUUUUUUCUGUUCCCAUGCUACAUUCAGCACUUUUUCUGUUUGAAACUCUUUUGCCAGAAGGCAUCAGUAUUCAGACUUCAUCAAUCACCAGAAAACCUCUUCUGAGUUUCCUAAGAUUGCAUAGAGGAGAAAUUUGCAAGCCAACCUCUAGCUUACAAACCAUGAAAAAAAUGGAAGUCAGUUUAACUGAACAGAGCCUAUAUUAGAACAAGCUCCCUGGCAUUAGGAGUAUUUAUUCUGUGGACUUGCAUGAUUUUCUAAAUUUUUUAUUUUGAAACUUCUCUAACAGCAAAAAAAUACCUGUACUGUUAAAUGUAGGUCAACUGUAACUUUUGUGUUAUUUUAAGUGUUCAUGUUACAGUCCUGAGAAUGAAGCCUAAUACAUACCAGCUUUUCAAGAAAACCAGUUCCUGACGACAACUGCAUUUAGAUCCUGGGACACGUGAAAGUGUAUGUAAAGUUGACAGAGUUUCUUUCAUGGCUCAGGAGUUGUGUGAAGAGAGUGGUAAUGCAAAAUAUAUUUAUACCUUUUUUCUCCUUUUUUGCUAAAUUGAGACAACUUUUGAACUAGGAAAAACAUCAGUGACUGCGAGGGCAGAGCAUCCAAUGCCAUUAGAGACAGUGUGGAAGCUUUUGAAUGUGGUAAAAUCCUGUCACCAGUAAAUGACUUCAGACUGCUAGAAUAUGAUAUAAUCUGAAUUAUUCUGCACCUAUGGACUUUUGUGAUUAGUUAUCAGUGAGAUUAUUCAUGAAGAUGCAAGUGUUAUGUGGACUGCCAUUUUAAUGAAUAUGCCACCUAUGACCACAUGCAUUAUGUGUUGUUAGCAUUCAUAGGGUUUGAACCAUGUGCAGAACAGUGACCAAAAUGAUGACACACUAACCAAAACAGAACUGUUCAAGUCAAGAGGUUUUUUUAAAAUUACUUUAUUAGUAGCCCUUUCCCCUUAAAAGGGAAUAACCUGAUCUGUCUUAAAUAUAAGCUAAAUUUAAAAUGGAACAGUUAUUGGCAUGAAAUGUAGAUACUUCAGAAGCAUGUAAAUACCUACUCAUUUCUAAUGUGGGGUAGUGGAAGUGAACACCAAUGAAGACUCGUGACAUUUUUUCCAGCAUAUUGCAAUUGAGACAAACUAAUGGAUGUUGUAACAAGUUUCAAUUAUGUUGAACAAGCCUCCCUUGGAAAGAACAAUAACUGCUGACUGAUACAGUAGCAAUAGAAUGAGCCUGUACACACUCAGAAUUUAAUGGCUUUUAGAAUUUAAGGGUCUCUAAAGUGUUAUAUAUGUUAUUGUAUGCACAAGAGGUAGAGUGUUCUAGCCUUCGAAAGUGUACUUCUACUCAAAAUUACGAGCCAUAGAGCCUGUUAGAGAAGUUACAAAAGGGUCCAUUUUCACUUGCUUGUAAAACAGAUUCCCAACCAGAAAGGAAGCAUCUUUGCCAGAAACCAUGAUGGGCCCCAGAACAGAGUGGCAUGAAUGAAAGGUUAAUAUUUACGAAUGAUUCUUAUACCCAGUCGUUUCUCACUGACAGAAGAUGAAUCUGUGGAGAAAUGAAACCCUUCAAUCCUACUCAAUCCUCAAACUCAAAUCCUACUCAAAACCUUAGAAUUUGAAAGUAUGUCAAAAGUAACUUGAAAUCCCUCGCACUACUGUCAUUUGAAUGUUAAAAGCAUUGUAUAGAAGAAAGAUGAACGUAGCAAAUAGUAAUUUUACACCAUAGGUAAACAUCUUUUCAGUAUAGCACAAUUGUGAAAUUGCUGCACAAUAUAAAAAAAUUCAGAAUUAAAGCAGUGUAAGAAUAUUAUUAAAAUAUCUUAAACCAAUUUUAAAUGAGAUUUUAAGUAUUAAACAGUCUGUAGCUGCUGACUUGAGUUUUUAUGCUGUCAUUUGGUACCAUUUGCUGUCAUCUGGUACUUUUAAUGUGAAUUGAAAGCUGCUAUUGAAAUACAACAUACUGCAUAUCAGUACUGAUUAAUACAACAUUUUCACAAAAAUAUCACAAACUAUUUUCAUCCAUCAAAGAGAACAACUGCAAUAGUUGUAUAAAAAUAAACAUUAUCUCAGAAUUACUAUUUUCAGAAUUGUGAAGAUAGAAAAUGUAUGUAGGCAAUAUUAUUAAUUUAUUAAUGUGCAGUUUUGAUGUAAUUCAGUGCCAAAAUGCAUGUUUUUCCAAAUAGCACUAAAACGAGGCAAAGAAACUAGUUUUCAAAUUGCAACUUAUUUGUCACAUUAUAAUGUAAACCAAUUUCAACAUUUUGGUUUGUUUUGUGUGAAAACUGUUGCACUAUUUUUGGCUGUAUUUUCCAGCAGUCCACUGCAUGCCAUUUGUGUAAGGAUUCUUUCUAUAAUUCUUGUGAACUGUCUCACCCAUAAUAACCCUGGCAUUGGAAUCUAGGUUUUUGGCAAAGUAUUUUGUUACCUCAGUCUUGUAUCAAGUUGCUGUAUUUUUCAGUUUGUUACAUUGAUAAUGAUUGUUUCACUAAUUAAAUACUUUAAUGUAAAAAAAAAAAGUUUGUUUACUUCAACAGCAAUUGCAUUUGAUUGUAAGUUUAAAAAUGUGCAGAG